Molecule: messenger RNA, 1278 nt
Organism: Ostreococcus tauri
Lineage: Eukaryota; Viridiplantae; Chlorophyta; Mamiellophyceae; Mamiellales; Bathycoccaceae
Product: Inositol monophosphatase, metal-binding site
Exons: 2
Coding region: 1-1278 (425 amino acids)
Biological process (GO): phosphatidylinositol phosphate biosynthetic process; sulfate assimilation
Molecular function (GO): 3'(2'),5'-bisphosphate nucleotidase activity
Source: RefSeq, a predicted model, not a curated record
AUGGCGCUCGCCUCCUCGACGCGCGCGUCGGCGCUGUCGGCGAGCGUCGCCCGACGUCCGCCUCUGAGCGCUUUCCGUCGAGCGUCGCGCGCGCGACACGGUCGACGCGCGCGCCACGCCGCCGCGUCCGCGGUCGACACCGUCCCGCUCGGCGUGGACGGCGGUGCGUACGCCAAGGAGCUCGCGAGCGCGCUCGACGCGGUCCGUCUGGCGAGCGAGCUGUGCCAGGAGGUGCAGGGACAGCUGAUGCGCAUGGACGAACAGGCGGAGACGAAGGAGGAUCGAUCGCUGGUGACGCUCGCGGAUUACGCGGCGCAGGCGAUAAUCUCAUGGCGCAUCGCGCAGGAUUUUCCGGAUAUGACGCUCGUGGGCGAGGAGGACGCGGAGGCGCUCACCGAGGGCGGCGAGGGAGGCGCUGAGACCUUGAACAAGGUGACCAACCUGGUGAAUAAAACGCUCAAAGGACACAUGGGUGAAAAAGCGCCGACGCUUUCGUCGCAGGACGUCGUGGACGCGAUCAAUAGAGGACAAAGCACGGGCGGGCCGACUGGAAAGCACUGGAUCCUGGACCCGGUGGAUGGAACGCUCGGAUUCGUGCGAGGGGACCAGUACGCCAUCGCGCUCGCGCUCAUGGAUGAUGGAGAUUUGAAGGUCGGGGUGAUGGGAUGCCCGAACAUGCCCAAGACGGGCGAGGUGUUGGAGUUCCAGGAAAGCUACGCGUACGGGUUUUCGCCAAGGCUCGUGUCGAAGAUGCUCGCUGGGGAUUCGCUCGGUUGGUACAAGGGAUGCAUCUUCACCGCGGUGCGAGGCAAAGGGGCGUAUAUGUUUCCGACGGAUCCGACGCUGAAGUUCGAACCAGUCAAGGUUUCGGUGAGCGAGGCGUUUGACCCCCGCAAGGCCAAGUUCACCGAACCUGUGAUGAAGGCAAACUCGUCUCAAGGUUUCACCGCCGCCGUCGCGACCAAUCUCGGAAUCGAGUGCAAGCCGCUGCGUAUUUACUCUCAGGUGAAGUAUGGUUCCGUCGCGCGCGCGGACGCGGACGUUUUCAUGAAGUUUCCCAAGGCUGGGUACAUGGAAAAAAUUUGGGAUCACGCCGCCGGGGUGAUCCUUGUGGAGGAGGCUGGAGGCACCGUUUCGGACGCCGGAGGCGCGCCGCUCAACUUUGCCGGGGGGCGAUACAUCGAGGGUUUGGAUAGAGGCAUCAUCGCCGCGUCUUCAGCGCUUCACGCAAAACUUCUUGACUCAGUCGCGAAGUCGUGGAGUUCCUCUCAACUAUAA